UUUUCACCGAGAAGGCGAGGACAGGGAACACCUGGGCGACAGGCACGUACGCACGUGUCGCAAAGAGGCCACCUCCUCCGGCACGCGCGACACGUGAUCCGGCUCGUUCCCAAACGUGUCAAGGUGACAGCCGUAUAAAGACAUCGCCGUACUGUCGCGUUGGAUUGCUUGAGAGUUGAGACUUGAGAGAUCUUCCAUGCCUUGCCUUCUUUAGCAUCUCGUCCUCAAUCGUGCACGCCCAACUGCCCAAGAAGAUCCAAGAAGAGCAGAGCGCGACGAUGUCGGUGAGCCUCGUGACGGCGUCGGUGCUGCCUCCGUGCCGCGCCUUCCGCGCCGCGGCGUCGUUGUCGGCGUGCGCCUUGCGUCCGCGCGCGCACCGGCCGUCGCCUCCCUCCGCCUGGCGCGCCGGCGUGCGCUGCCUCGCCGCCACGCCCCCGCCGCCGGAGGUCCCGGGCCAGACGCCGGCCGAGGUGCCUGGGACGGACCGCCCGCCGCAGGAGGUGCCGAGCAUCGACACGCCGCCGGAGUUCGACGCGCCCCCGGGCGUGGACGUGCCGAUGCCCGGCGCGCCGGGGCCCGGCCCGGAGCUGCCGGGCCCCGCGAUGCCGUCGCCGCCGGUGCCGGAGAUCCCGACCGUGCCGCCCAACCCCGACGUCCCGCCGCCGCAGCCGCCGGAGGUGGAGCCGCCGAGGCCACCGCCCGAGGUCGACCCGCCCAGGCCGCCGCCCGAGGUCGCGCCGCCGCAGCCGCCGGGCGCCUCGACGGUGCUGCCUCCCUUGGUGUAGCUCUCGCUUCGACGUGUGGCGUCGCGCGUGUCGGCGCGUGGCCGGAGAACAAGGCGGCGUCGCAGAGCCGUUGCUGUGUCCGAUGGAACGGCACCGUGUAGGAGUGUACAAAACAAACCAGUAGUUUUCACGGCUGUACAUGUUCGUUUUCAGUUUGAACAAGGAGGUAAACUAGCGAA
This is a messenger RNA of Setaria italica (foxtail millet), 964 nucleotides long. Its product is annotated as basic proline-rich protein. The transcript has a single exon. Lineage: Eukaryota; Viridiplantae; Streptophyta; Magnoliopsida; Poales; Poaceae. The record is from RefSeq and is a predicted model, not a curated record. Bases 279 to 785 code for a protein of 168 amino acids.